Molecule: messenger RNA, 2025 nt
Organism: Sporothrix brasiliensis 5110
Lineage: Eukaryota; Fungi; Ascomycota; Sordariomycetes; Ophiostomatales; Ophiostomataceae
Exons: 2
Coding region: 1-2025 (674 amino acids)
Biological process (GO): carbohydrate catabolic process; fungal-type cell wall biogenesis
Molecular function (GO): mannan endo-1,6-alpha-mannosidase activity
Source: RefSeq, a predicted model, not a curated record
AUGGCGGCUCUUCGCGGAAGCCAAGGCCGUGGACGGCUACACCGGUCGCUCGACGCCUUGGCCACCUCGGCGCUGCUUCUUUUUUCCACAACGGCAGCCGCCUACAAUCUCGAUACGUCGUCGACAGACUCGAUCAAGAGCGUGGCCAACUCCAUGGCCGAAGACAUGCUCUCAUUCUACGAUGGCAAUAAGCCUGGCGGCACGCCCGGCUUGCUUCCCCAACCAUACUACUGGUGGGAAGCUGGCGCCAUGUUGGGCUCGCUCAUCGACUACUGGUACUACACCGGCGACACACGGUACAAUGAGCUCAUUACAGAUGGCCUGCUCUUCCAGGUCGGCCCAAACAACGACUACAUGCCGCCCAACCAGACCCUGACCGAGGGAAACGAUGACCAGGGCUUCUGGGGCCUCUCCGUCAUGACCGCCGCCGAGUACAAGUUCCCCGAUCCGCCAAAGGGCAAGCCUGGCUGGCUGGCACUGGCCCAGGCCGUGUUCAAUACCCAGGCCGCCCGCUGGGAGGACGCCGACUGUGCCGGCGGCCUGCGCUGGCAGAUCUUCAACUGGAACAACGGCUAUGACUACAAGAACUCCAUCUCCCAGGCCUGCUUCUUCAACCUCGCCGCCCGCCUUCUUCUUUAUACUGGCAACGCCACCUACGGCGAAUGGGCCGUCAAGACCUACGACUGGAUGAGGCAUAUCAAGUUCAUGGAUGAGCAUUACAACAUUUACGACGGCGCACACAUUGAGUCCGGCUGCACCGACAUCACGCCGUACCAGUGGAGCUACAAUGUGGGAAACUUCCUCCUUGGCUCCGCCGCCAUGUACAACUACAGCGCCCUUCAAAAUGAUUCGAGCAACGAGGCGCUGUGGAAGGAACGCGUCGACGGCUUGCUCAACGGUUCCGCCGUAUUUUUUACGACCAACGACCGGAACAUCAUGACCGAAGUCGCCUGCGAGCCGGUCAACCUGUGCGAUCUCGACCAGCAAUCGUUCAAGGCCUACCUCAGCCGCUGGAUGGCCGCCACGACCAAGUGGGCGCCCUGGACCUCGACAACCAUCAUGCCACUGCUCAAUGCGUCCGCCAUAGCAGCUGCGAAGCAGUGCACUGGCGGUGACAACGGCCAGAUGUGCGGCCUGCGCUGGACCGACAAUGGAAAAUGGGACGGCUCCACGGGCGUGGGCCAGCAGAUGGCCGCCAUGGAGGUCACACUCGCGAACAUGAUUAACAGCGUGACCGACCCGGUGACCAACAGCACGGGCGGUACCUCCGUGGGCGACCCCAACGCCGGUGGCUCCGAUAUUGGACGCACGCAGCCGCAAUCGACGCUGAAGCCCAUCAACACGGGCGACCGUGUCGGCGCGGGCAUCCUGACCGCGCUCGUCUUAGCCGGCAUCGUUGCCGGCGUCAUCUACAUGUUGGUUGACGAAACUGUCGAUGCGACUCCCAAGGAACGCCUCGGCGGCUUCGUCACAGCCGUCAACAAGAAUGGCAAGCGUCUGGCAAAGCGCAACUUUGGCAGCGACCACGGCGAUGGACUCGGCGGCGUCAUGUCUGAAAAGGGCAAGCAGCCGCGCGUGCAAUCGUUCCGCGUACUCGACCGCAGCAAUGGCGACCGGAGUAGUGGUUCGGACAUGGUCGGCGCCGAGGGUUUCUUUGCCGGACGCCAGCACAAUGUGCAGCACACAGGCGAGGUGUCGCACAAUCCGGUCACUGGUCCUGUGGAUCCGGAAAAGGCCGUCGGUUUUGACAGCGGCGGUGCUCCUUCGAACACGCCGGCGCACCACAGCUUCUUUUCGCCCGCCUACUUCCGCAAGCACAACGCUGGCACGAGCGAAAACAAUGCCGGAAACAACGUCGCGCGCCAGGCUCGCCUGUCUCAGCCGGGACGGGCCACGCCGCUCCCGGGAGCAGGUGCUGCUGCACCGGUCGAGACCAAUGCUGAGGCCACAGCCGUUCGAUUCCAGCCCACCCGCAAUAAGAAGCGCAACUACAUCAAGCGGAAGCUGCUGCAAUCCAAUCAAUGA